UGUAACUGCAGCUGGCACUGUGUGUGUUUGGGAGGGCUCUGCUGCUGCUGUGGUAAAACAGGGUAAGGGUUAUCAGCAGAGCUGCUGGGUGACCCUGAACUUCAGCACAGUUUAUCGUGGUUAUUAUCAGCUAUGUACCUAUGAAGUUCCUGAACGCAGGCAUGUCCCGGUUCCUGCUGCGACUCCUGGCCGCUCACACUGCCCGCAGCGAGGCGAGUCUGCCCCGGGUUCACUCCGUCCCGAGCCGCUCCAUCAUCGACCUGUCCUACUCCACUCACUUCAUGGACUUUAAAGGCUCAUCUAUCCCGAGCUCCAUGAAGAAGCUGGUGGUAACCAAACUGAGCCAGAACUUUAAGGAGGCCGUUUCUCUACAAACAGCUCCGGUACCGACACCUGGGGACGGGGAGCUGCUCGUCCGAAACCGGUAUGUUGGCAUUAAUGCAUCAGAUAUCAACUACUCAGCCGGACGGUACGACCCCUCAGUCGCCCCUCCGUUUGACAUUGGGUUUGAGGGCGUGGGAGACGUGGUGGGUUUAGGUUUGAGUGCCAGUGCCAACUUCACCGUUGGUGACACUGUGGCAUAUAUGAAUAAUGGCGCUUUUGCAGAGUACACAGUCAUUUCCGCCAAAAAGGCCAUACCGGUUCCUGCUGCUCGGCCCGAGCUGCUAACGCUGCUGGUCAGCGGAGCGACGGCCCACAUCGCUCUGCAGCGGCUGGGGGAGCUGAAAGAGGGAGAUACGGUGCUGGUGACCGCGGCUGCUGGAGGAACCGGCCAGUUUGCUGUUCAGUUUGCUAAAAUGGCCGGCUGCCACGUGGUGGGGACGUGUUCCUCUGACGAAAAGGCGGGAUUUCUUAAAACCAUCGGCUGCGACCGACCAAUCAACUACAAAAGCGAGGAUUUAGCCGCUACACUACGCAAGGAGUAUCCUAAAGGUGUGGACGUGGUGUACGAAUCGGUAGGGGGCAGCAUUUUCGACCUUGCAGUAAAUAACCUGGCCACCAGGGGCAGAAUGCUGGUCAUCGGCUUCAUCUCCGGCUAUCAGAGCGCCUCCGGCCUGCAGCCGGUGAGGGGCGGCACUCUCCCCGCCAAGCUACUGCAGAAAUCAGCCAGCAUCCGCGGCUUCUUCCUGCCACACUUCACUGCGGACUACGUCAAGUCCCUGCGGAGCAUGCAGGAGUUGCUGGCCAAAGGCAGGCUGGUGUGUGAGGUGGACGAUGGCGAGAGAGGCGAUGGCGGACGCUUCGUGGGGCUGGAGUCCGUCUACAGAGCAGUAGAGUACAUGUACGCCGGGAAGAACCUCGGCAAGGUGGUGGUGGACCUUCAGCCACAAAAUAAAAGCAAACUGUGAUCAAGCCAAACUUAAAAACAGCCCAUAAUAAAUGGACAGUGUUUACAGUCAAAAACUUUGAGAAUUAAACACAUUUCAUUUUCUCUGAAUAGAAAAAUCUAAUGAAUGUCAAUAUUAAUAAAAUAUCUUUAUUUUUGUCCAUUUGGGAUGUUUGACUAAUGCUUAGCCAACGGGAGUACUAAUGCUUUGCCAAUGUUGCCUUGCCAACUCGGCCUACUGGACAAUUAAACUGUAAGGUUAUAAGGAA
This is a messenger RNA of Astyanax mexicanus (Mexican tetra), 1596 nucleotides long. RefSeq names its product prostaglandin reductase-3. The coding region runs from base 141 to 1349 and encodes 402 amino acids. Gene Ontology annotation, cellular component: mitochondrion. The transcript has 2 exons. The record is from RefSeq and is a predicted model, not a curated record. NCBI's taxonomy places the organism in Eukaryota, Metazoa, Chordata, Actinopteri, Characiformes, Acestrorhamphidae. Gene Ontology annotation, molecular function: oxidoreductase activity; zinc ion binding.